Messenger RNA from Solea solea (common sole), 5422 nucleotides. RefSeq names its product lysine (K)-specific demethylase 2Ab (gene kdm2ab). Bases 207 to 4103 code for a protein of 1298 amino acids. NCBI's taxonomy places the organism in Eukaryota, Metazoa, Chordata, Actinopteri, Pleuronectiformes, Soleidae. The transcript is spliced from 23 exons. Gene Ontology annotation, molecular function: protein binding; DNA binding; histone demethylase activity. Gene Ontology annotation, biological process: protein demethylation; regulation of transcription by RNA polymerase II. The record is from RefSeq and is a predicted model, not a curated record.
GUGUAUGUGUGUGUUUUCUGCCCAGCUGAAAAUGGCGGCUCGGAGCGUCGAAUCGUCCUAACUUUGUCGCACCAUAAUAAACACAACAAUAUACACAGCUGUUUGCUCUUAACAUGGGGAGAAACUUUAAUGAGAGGCGUCGGACGCUCUAGAUAGGAAACAUUACUUUCAUCGCUACGACUGAAAGGAGUUGAAACGCAGAGAUCAUGGAGGAUCCCCAUACACGGUACAGCAAACGCCUGCGUACAGGUACGCGGCGCCGUUACCAGGACGAUGGGAUCUCAGAUGAUGAAAUUGAAGGUAAACGGACGUUUGACCUGGAUGAAAAGUUGCAAUGCGAAAGGUUCGGCACUGAAUUGGUCAAACACAUGGACGGCAAAGAUUUUACAUUUGAAUACAUUCAGAAGGAAGGGCUCAGGGAUCCCAUUGUCUUUGAUAGAGCUGAUGGCCUUGGCCUACAAAUGCCAGACCCAGAUUUCAGUGUGAGUGAUGUCAAGUUGUUUGUUGGUAGUCGACGAAUCGUCGACGUGAUGGACGUGAACACUCAGAAGGGAAUCGAGAUGUCAAUGGCUCAGUGGCGACGUUAUUACGAGACACCACCGUCAGAAAGAGAAAAGUUGUACAAUGUCAUCAGUCUUGAGUUCAGCCACACCAGACUGGAGAAUCUUGUCAAACGACCAGCUUCGGUGGACCUUAUUGAUUGGGUAGACAACAUGUGGCCACGCCAUCUCAAAGAGAGACAGAGAGACUCCACCAACGCCAUCAUAGAUAUGCAUUAUCCUAAAGUACAAAAGUACUGUCUUAUGAGUGUGCAGGGCUGCUUCACAGAUUUCCACAUUGACUUUGGAGGCACUUCAGUGUGGUAUCACAUCCUACGAGGAGAAAAGGUGUUCUGGUUGAUUCCACCCUCACCACAGAAUCUGGAGAUGUACGAGAACUGGGUUUUAUCAGGAAAGCAGGGAGACAUCUUCUUGGGGGACAAGUGUCAUGACUGUCAAAGGAUACUACUCCACCAAGGCAACACCUUCAUAAUCCCAUCAGGGUGGAUCCAUGCUGUGUACACCCCACAAGACACACUGGUGUUCGGUGGGAAUUUCCUCCACAGUUUUAACAUUCCCAUGCAACUUAACAUCUACAGCAUUGAGGAUCGCACACGGGUGCCAGCAAAGUUCCGCUACCCUUUCUACUAUGAGAUGUGCUGGUAUGUCCUGGAGAGAUACUUGUACUGCCUGACCAACAUCUCCCACCUCACACCUGAGUUCCAAAAAUACUCCCUUGGCACAGGCCUGACCCCACCUCAUGACAAUAAUCAUCCUGGGAAUGGCACUGUCAAUGAAGAUGAGAUUGACACUGAAAAACCAGCAGUUAAGGAAGAAGUUAAAGAAGAAAACGAAGUAUAUCCAGUUACCAAACCUCAGCAUUUGCUGACUCCCUUUGAGAUGGAGGGACUGGGGAAUCUCUUGGGGAAGCUGGAGGAGCUGCCAGCCCACAAAAAGUGUGUACCUGUAGGCAUCAGGAAUGCCGCAGCCCUGCUCGAGGACAUGAGGGCUGUUCUGAAGGAGCAUGCCAAUGAUAACGCCAAGCUGUCCUACACCGGAGAGCCCAUUGUCAAGUGGCCAGAAAGGCCGUCAUGGUACCAGCCCCCAAUUCCCCCUCAACCUAUUCUUUGCCGUCCUCGCUUGGGCCCUACCCUCCAUAGGCAACUGGGCCAGAGACCAAACAAACGCUCCAACAUUUCUGCCCUGAGACGACGACGGGUGAGAUGUAAGCGCUGUGCUGGGUGUUGCAGGAAGGAGUGUGGCAACUGCCAGUUCUGUCAUGACAUGAGGAAAUUUGGUGGCCCUGGACGCAUGAAGAAAGGCUGCAUUACGAGGCAGUGUCUAGCACCUGCAUUGCCAAACACAGCUCGAUGUGCCAUAUGUAGAGAAGGUGAAUCAGAUGAAUCGGAUCCAAGCACUCACUCACUCAUGGAGUGUUCUGUCUGCUCACAGAUUGCCCAUCGUCGGUGCAUUAAGGAACCUGGUGAAGGAAAGAUCAAUAAGGAUUUGCCCAGCUGUUGGGAAUGUCCCAAAUGUUAUCAAGGCAAAGGUUCAGGAUCAGAGUCUUCUAGUGAAAGUGGAGAGGAAAGUGGAGAGUCAGAGGCAUCAUCCUCUAUGCCACCAUCCAAGCUUGCGCACCGGGAAGGCAUUGGAGUGGGUGAAGCAGCAAGACGAGGGGGACGGAACCACCCUCAAUCUCGAUCCACAGCACCACCACCUUCUCAAAAACUGUUACUGCAACAUCAGCAGAAUCGCAAAAGAGCAAAUGAACUGGAGCUAAGACUUAAGAAAAGGAUAAAGCUGGAGCGUAGCAAACUCUUGGUGAAACAGUCAACUCUAGAUCGCUCUCCCAGGCAUCUGAGAUCCAAGCUGCUGUCACGGCUGCGCUCUCCAACCAGCAGACUAUCUCAGGGUAGAGGUCAGGGCUCCACUUGGGCCAGUGGUUCCCUUCACUCCAGCUCUGUGGGAGGGACCAGGUCCUUCCAACAGCAGGAGUCUUCCCAUGGUCUGAUAUUUGAAUCCAAAGGAGAGCCCCGCAGAGGGAGGGGUAGAGGGGUUCGGCUACGAGGAGGAGGAGCAGGAAGAGGAAUUAGAGGUGGGAGAGACCAUGGCGACUUGGAAGAAGAGAGUGAAGACAGCAGCAGCAGCAGUACCAGCAGCAGCAGCAGCAGUGAUGAGGAAGAGGAGAGGGAGCAGAACAACGGCAGGGGAGGGGAUAAGGAGAACCAGCCACAGUCGGGAAGAGGAGGACUAACAGCCAAAGGAGAGGAGGAAGGGAGUGAGGUAGCCAAUCAACAUUGUGCAGACGAGGAAGAUGAGGAGGUGGAGCAGGACAGUCAACCAAGGGAUAAGGACAACUCGUAUCUUAAAGUGACACUCCAAAGGCCAACCAGGGCCAAGCAGGACCCAUCAGCCAUUGUUCCCAAAUUGGAGGCUAUUGCCCCCCAAACUGCUACUUCCACAAUACACAACCAGACUAAAGCUCUUGCCAGACCCCCGAUUAGAAAUCAUGGCCCCUCUUCCGAUCAUCCCUCCAGUAGGCACACCCCCCCACUUACACGCAGUGGGCACACAGCAAAUCCCACCUCCCAUCAAGAGAGGCUGGAGGACUCAAAAAGACAGAGGCCGAGCAGGCCAGCUAAACUGAGCAAUGGCGCUUCCUGUUCUUCAUCCUCGGAUUUUACACAUCUUCGCAUCCCUCUGUCCACCCUGCAGGAAGGAGGGAGUGAGGCAGACAGGGAGAGUGGUCUCAGUGCGCCGGGCUGUGAGAGGGAGGUGUGGGUGUCCGUCUUCCGCUACUUAAGUAGAGCAGAUCUCUGUGUCUGCAUGGCUGUCUGUAAGAACUGGUAUAAAUGGUGUUUAGACAAGCGGCUUUGGACGCGGAUUGACCUGAGCAUCAAGCGCACUGUCACUCCUCAGGCUCUGACUGGGAUCAUAAAGAGACAGCCUGUGACACUCGAUCUCUCUUGGACCAACAUCUCGAAAAAGCAGCUCAACUGGCUCAUUGGCAGACUUCCUGGGCUGAAGGAUCUGAUGCUGGCAGGAUGUUCCUGGUCAUCUAUUUCCGCUCUCUGCUCCUCUGGUUGCCCGCUCCUCCGUUCUCUAGACCUGCGAUAUGCAGAUGGAGUCAAAGACUCUCAGAUCAGGGAUUUAGUCAGCCCUCCAGGUUGUGACAAUCGUAGUCAGUUGCGUACCAUGCAUUGUUUGCGACUAGCUGGCCUGGACAUCACUGACUCCACUCUGCGCCUGGUGAUCCGCCACAUGCCCCAUUUAACAAAACUAGACCUCUCCCACUGCAACAGCCUCACCGACCACUCCAUCAACCUGCUGACAGCAGUAGGCUCAUCUACCCGCAACACACUCACAGAACUCAACCUGGGAGGCUGCAGUAAACUGACGGACACGUGUCUUAAGUACCUCCGCCGACUCUCAUGCAUCUCAGUGCUUGACCUGCGAGGCUGUAAAGGAGUUUUCCGUAAGGCUUGUGAGACCUUCAUCUCUGAGCUGUCAGUCAACACACUCUACUGCCUAUCUGACGAAAAACUGAUCCAGAGGAUAUCCUAAACAUCUGCCUCUUCACUGCAGAGGUGACUUAGGUUCACAAGCAAAGGGGUGGGAAAUUCACAUACGUCUAUGUCAUUUAAAAGAAGUGAUGGCGUUUAACCUGGGACAUCUUACUCACUUACCUGGUGUUGGUAGAAGGGGUUGUUACAAUGUUUAUUUUCUACACAUUUUCCUGUGUACCUAAAAGAGACUCAGGAGCUUCAUUUGCUGAUGUUCAUUUGGGAAUAAAUGUUGUGUGGAAAAGCACAUUUUUUUUGCCAGGAUUUGGGCAACAAGCAAUUAAUUAGCUGUAUUAGACUUCACAAACCACUCAACCUCUUUUUUUCCUCUUUUUUUUUUGACAGAUGCCAAUCUUGACUCGCAUUACAAACUACAGCCUUCUGAGUUUCAUCCAUUUGGAUUAUAACUGCAUUGUUCACUUUGCCUGAUCCCUAUAAAGUCUUAUUUUUUUAUACUAUAUAUAUUUAAACUUUCAGCUACAUGUUGGUGCUCCAAAUAGAUUAUUUGUCAGGAGAGCAAUUGAUAAGUUUGAUGACUUAACGCUUUAAUUUUUUCUUUUAAACAUGAUGAAAGGUGACAGGUUUUUUGACACAAUGACUUAUAAAAGAGAGUUACUGAAUGGCAUGUGUUUAGCAGCUGUAUGUUUGGUUUAAUGAGGCAUUUGGGUGCAGCACUUGAUCAGUGGAAAUGUGUACAUGGACAGUUGAGUGUUUUGGGUUUUUUUAAGCGCAAUAGUGUAAAACGACUGAGAGCAGUCGUCUUGGCAACAAGACCUCACCCCAACAAAGGGCAACUUACACUAAGUGUAUGGGGUAAGCCAAGGAUAAAGUGUCAGAAUCAUGGUGCAUUUUCAAACAACCAUUAGACUUCAGGUGCUAUAAUUUCCAAACUCUUGCUUUGUGUUUGUACAGAGACGAUAUUUAGAGCAAAAAUGUUAAUAUUCUCAACGAAAACAGUUUCCCACCCCUCUUUGAUACACCUUUUUUCCUUUCAUGGAUGAGAAAUGUAUCUACUUUUUACUGAUUUCAUGUCUAAUUCAAUGCAGAAAAUAAUGUUUUGGUUGUUUUUGUUUUGGUUGGUUUUUCUGAGUGGGGAUAUGAUCUUUUUUUUCUUCCCUUCAAGUCCAGUGGUUCUGUUUCAAAGGUCUCCUCUCCAUAUCCCCUAGAUGAAUAGAAGUAUAUAAAUAUAUACUUUUGUGUAAAUGUGUUUUCCUCUAUUAGAUGACCAAAAUGGGAAUCCUGUAGCAAUGUAAUUAUUUUCGGAAGACUUUUUCACUUUAUGUUGUUUAUGUUAUUUUUCAAGAAAAUAAAAAAAAACCC